AUGGCCCGCGGCAACCAGCGCGACAAGGCACGCGAGAAGGCGGCCAAGCUCAAGGCCGAUGCCACCAAGGGUCAGCGCAAGGACGACGGCAAGAGUUUCCGACAGCGCCAGGAGGACGACGCCGAGAAGAUGCGCCAGAAGCAGGCCGCCGCGCUCGCCAAGAAGGAGGCUGACGCCAAGGCCAAGUGA
This is a messenger RNA of Rhodotorula graminis WP1, 189 nucleotides long. RefSeq lists its product as uncharacterized. The record is from RefSeq and is a predicted model, not a curated record. The transcript has 4 exons. Bases 1 to 189 code for a protein of 62 amino acids. NCBI's taxonomy places the organism in Eukaryota, Fungi, Basidiomycota, Microbotryomycetes, Sporidiobolales, Sporidiobolaceae.